AUGGGAAAUACAAAUAGCACCCACAAGAUCUCUGCUCAGGACCGGGCAAUCCUCGACCUCAAGAACCAGCGAGACAAACUUCACCAGUAUCAGAAGCGGAUUACUGUCUUGACAGACCGCGAAACUGAAAUUGCGAAACAAUGUCUCGCCCGGGAUGACCGCAAGCGCGCCCUGCUUGCCCUGCGUCGCAAGAAGUACCAGGAGUCGCUGCUCGAUAAGACCGAUAAACAACUCGAGCAGCUCGAACAGCUUACGGGUCAGAUUGAGUUUGCACUGGUUCAGAAGGAUGUUCUGUUCGGCUUGCAGCAAGGGACCAAGGUUCUGCAGACCAUUAACAAGGAGAUGGGUGGUCUUGAGGGGGUGGAGAAACUGAUGGGCGAGACGGAGGAAGCGAGAGCCUAUCAAGAGGUACGAGCUUAUUGUCAAUGGUUAUCUGAGAAGGGUAUUUUGGACUGGAUGCUGACGAGUCGGUGGUGGUUUGUACAGGAAAUCAGCGAGAUGCUUGCUGGACGCUUGUCCACUCAGGAUGAGGAUGAGGUCGAAGAGGAACUCGAGGCUUUGCAGCGGGAUACGCAGGGUCCGGUUGUCCUGCCAAAUGCGCCCAGCUCUACACUCCCAGAGCAUGUGGGGGGAGUCAAGGAGGACGAGCAUGCGGUGGAAGAAGAGGCCCAUUUCGAGGAGCGGACCGCGAUUCCUGCUUGA
This is a messenger RNA of Aspergillus welwitschiae, 702 nucleotides long. RefSeq names its product ESCRT-III subunit protein VPS20. NCBI's taxonomy places the organism in Eukaryota, Fungi, Ascomycota, Eurotiomycetes, Eurotiales, Aspergillaceae. The record is from RefSeq and is a predicted model, not a curated record. Gene Ontology annotation, cellular component: ESCRT III complex; multivesicular body. The transcript has 2 exons. Gene Ontology annotation, biological process: late endosome to vacuole transport via multivesicular body sorting pathway; vesicle budding from membrane. The coding region runs from base 1 to 702 and encodes 233 amino acids.